Messenger RNA from Cotesia congregata, 393 nucleotides. Lineage: Eukaryota; Metazoa; Arthropoda; Insecta; Hymenoptera; Braconidae. The record is from the annotation of a GenBank genome assembly.
AUGUGGAGGAAGAGGCCGAUCAUGGAAGGCCGGAACAGAAUUGAUCAACUGGUCCGGAUUUUUGAGCUAUGUGGAUCUAUACAUUUCGCAUAUUGGCCGGAUGUGGUAAACUAUGAGUUUUUUGACAGAAACGUUUUGCCUCUGAACUGCAGGAGAAACAUCUUGCCACGCCUAGGGACUAUAAUUAAUGAUGAGGAGAUCCUUGAAAUGAUCGACGAGAUGUUAGUAAUCAGUCCACAUUUUCGUCGACCUCUAUUCAAGACGCUAGACUGGCUUCAUUAUAUAAGUAGAGUCGAUUAUCAGCCUUGGGUUCUCCGACCAAUGCUGGAGAGAUAUAGGAAUUGUACCGGAGAAGACUUCCCGCGUCUGGACUUAUUGGAUGAUGAUCAUUGA